Papaver somniferum (opium poppy) is the source of this 981-nucleotide messenger RNA. RefSeq lists its product as uncharacterized. NCBI's taxonomy places the organism in Eukaryota, Viridiplantae, Streptophyta, Magnoliopsida, Ranunculales, Papaveraceae. The transcript is spliced from 3 exons. The coding region runs from base 157 to 651 and encodes 164 amino acids. Gene Ontology annotation, molecular function: DNA binding. The record is from RefSeq and is a predicted model, not a curated record.
CUUCACUCGACUCGACUAAUUUUUGGCAGCUGUGCUUAUGAUUUGUAGAGGAAAUUGGUUCAGGAAGCUCUUUCUCGUGAUUCUUCUGGUGCUGUUCAAUCCAACUUCUCUUUGAUUACUCCUACUUCUGGUGUCUUUCAGACUUGCCUUUUGACAAUGCGAGGAGGAUCCAGUUCAACACCUACUGCCUCUGUUUCUUCUAAUAAGCGGCCACCUCGACCUCCACCUAAUGCAAGUUCAGAUGGAGGUGCAAAUUCAGCUGGAGGUGCAAGUGCUGCUAAAGAUGCUAGUGUUGCUGGAGAUGCUAGUGCAGAUGGAGAUGCAACUGAAGCUGUCAUAAAAGUGACAGAAACACAUAGCAAUAAGCGUAAAACCCCUGAAGAUGCAACUGAAGAUGACACAGAAGUGAGUCAAGUGACAGAACCAAAGGGAAAGAAACGUUCUGAUGUGUGGAACCACUUUGAUAUGGACCCCAAGCCUUCGAAAUAUGCAAAAUGUCGCCACUGUAAGACAAAGAUUGCAGCUCAGGGUACCAAGUAUGGGACAGGUUACCAUUACAACCUCCUGUGGAAUACCCAAUUUCUACACAUGCAAAGUGUAUUCACUGUAACAAACUAUUUCCUGUCGACCCUUUUAGGAAUGAACUUAUGAUGUGUAGUCAGUUAUGAACUUAUGAUUAUGAUUUUUUGAUGUUUUUUCAUUUUUGUUAUUAAGGAGAAACUAGACUCUUUAAAAUUUAAUGUUUCUAUCAAUAUGUAUUGGAAGUUGGAACAUUUGAUGUAUUUGAAACUUGAGUGACAGGUUCAGAAAAAUUUGCCUGUCAUUUUUGUGAGACUGACAGAUAUAAAAAAUUUCAGUGGUUAACCAAAAACCGAAUGGUUUUAUACAAAACCGAGUUGGAACCGAACCGAGAAAAACCGAACUACCCAAAUGGUUUCAUUGGUUUUCAUUAUUGGAAACCGAGUAGUUCGGUUUCGGUUU